AUGUUGCUUGAAAAGACGGCAGCCGCGUCGAGGCAGACGUCAGAAGAACAGAUGACCAAAUUUCAAUCAACACAGCUUCCUGACAAUGAACGACCCUUGACCUGCAUGUUCUUCUUCUUCGCCUCUCAAAUGAAGAGAAACAUGCAGCCCGCAGACCCUGACCUGGUUCGUCGAGGGAAAAUGCCCGAUCAAUCAACGCAUCAAUUAGACACAAUGCUGGCGCGCGUACGCAUGUAUGCCGCACACUCGCCGCUGAUAUCCAAGUUCGAGACUUUUUCAGUUGAGAUACCUGAAACAGUAUUUCAAGAUUCAACGUCAACGUCGACGUUUUCGCGCGAUGAGAUCCAUGACACCGUCAUGAUGCUCAAAUUCCGGGACCGAAGGGCCAGGGAGCAGUGGAUUGCAACUCGGGAGUGGCAGGAAUUCAUGCGUGAUACUGAGAGGAAGCAUGUAUUUCGCCAAAUGCCACAUGUCCGGUGUGCGAGUAGUCUCAGAGGAUUGAUGGAUCCUUGGGACAGUCUGACUGCUUGA
Molecule: messenger RNA, 531 nt
Organism: Exophiala bonariae
Lineage: Eukaryota; Fungi; Ascomycota; Eurotiomycetes; Chaetothyriales; Herpotrichiellaceae
Exons: 1
Coding region: 1-531 (176 amino acids)
Source: RefSeq, a predicted model, not a curated record